Molecule: messenger RNA, 3551 nt
Organism: Cylicocyclus nassatus
Lineage: Eukaryota; Metazoa; Nematoda; Chromadorea; Rhabditida; Strongylidae
Source: the annotation of a GenBank genome assembly
GACGAACUGACGGUUCGGUAGAGCACAUCGGUCAGCACAGGGGCGGCUCCUGCACAUUGAUCGUGUAGCUACAUCACAUGCCUGGCGAAGUCCGUCCGUGGCGGUGGCGAUUUGCUUGUUGUGUCCACUAGACUUGAGCCACGAUGAUCUUCUCCACCUAUUUCCGGCUAAACACCCGAGGUGUAAGCCGGCUGUUCUCGUCCAGUAUCGCCGGCAUUCCAUAUAAGCAGCUGACUGUGUCUGCACUUAAGGAAACCUUCGAUGGUGAGCGACGAGUUGCUCUUAGUCCCGCAGCUGUUAAAGUGCUUUGCAACAAAGGAUUCAAUGUGCAGAUAGAGAAAGGUGCAGGUGUUGGAGCGAAGUGGAGCGAUGAAGAAUACGCCAAAGAGGGAGCAAAACUCGUCACAAACGAGGAUGCUUAUAAAGCUGAUAUCUUGCUUAAGGUCCGGCCACCAUCACUUACAGAGGCCGCACUAUUGAAGGAUAACUCCACAUUGAUCUCGUUUCUGUAUCCCGCUACAAAUAAAGAGCUAGUAGAUAAGUUAGCAAAAAAGAAGCUGAACGCUAUUGCUAUGGAUUGUGUGCCCAGAAUUUCACGAGCACAGGUGUUCGAUGCGCUGUCGUCUAUGGCGAAUAUUGCUGGAUAUCGAGCUGUGAUCGAGGCUGCUCAUCAUUUUGGUCGAUUUUUCACAGGGCAAAUAACUGCAGCUGGAAAGGUUCCUCCAGCUAAAGUUCUGGUCAUAGGAGGUGGCGUUGCCGGUCUUAGUUCAAUCGGAACUGCCAAAAGCAUGGGUGCCAUUGUUCGUGGUUUUGACACCCGCUCGGCUGUCAAAGAACAAAUUCAGUCACUAGGAGGAGAGUUUCUUACAGUUUCGAUAAAGGAAGAAGGUGAAGGAACUGGCGGAUAUGCGAAAGAAAUGAGCAAAGAAUUCAUUGAUGCUGAGAUGGCAUUGUUUGCAAAACAGUGCAAAGAUGUUGAUAUUAUAAUUUCUACUGCUUUAAUACCUGGAAAACGUGCUCCAGUUCUUAUCACGGAGGAAAUGAUAAAAACGAUGAAGCCUGGUAGCGUUGUAGUAGAUUUGGCAGCUGAAGCUGGUGGAAAUAUUGAGACCACGAAACCUGGACAAUGUUAUAUCAAUCAUGGCGUAACUCAUAUCGGAUAUGUUGAUCUACCGUCAAGGUUACCAACUCAGUCGAGUACGCUCUAUGCUAACAACAUAUCCAAACUGCUUCUGUAUAUGGGUGAAAAGGAGACGUUCAAACUGAACAUGGAGGAUGAGGUCGUGCGUGGAGCCACCGUUCUUCAUCAGGGAAAGCUAAUGUGGCCUCCUCCACCAGUGACUCCAUCACCGACGCCGCCGAAAGCUCCUGAGAAGACAGUUGCUGAAUUGACUGCUGAAGCUGAACCGACUCCGUUUGCUAAAACUGCUCGCCAUGCUGGUUUGAUCACUGCAGGACUGGGAAGUCUUCCCGUACUGGGAGUAGUUCUACCCAGUCUAGACUUUGCCGCCAUGACGACAACAUUUGCCCUUGCUGGAAUCGUUGCAUUGCAUUCGCCACUAAUGUCUGUCACGAAUGCGAUUUCUGGAACAACAGCUGCCGGAGCCCUUUGUCUCAUGGGAGGUGGACUAUUACCACAAACGGAAGCACAAAUGCUUGCAUUGGGAGCCGCUUUUAUAUCUUCGAUAAACAUAGGUGGUGGUUUUCUAAUUACCCAAAGAAUGCUGGACAUGUUCAAGCGACCAGGUGAUCCGCCCGAAUACAACUAUAUGUAUGCUAUACCUGCAGCUGUGUUCCUUGGCGGAUACUUCUAUGGACUGCAUACGGGUGCGCCAUGUGCCCAUUCUCUCGCUUAUCUUGGAUCUUCGCUAUGUUGUGUCGGUGCUUUAGCAGGACUUUCUAGUCAAAAAACAUCUCGUGUAGGAAACGCUCUAGGUAUGACGGGUGUAGCUGGAGGCAUAGCCUCGACGUUAGGAAUUCUAAACCCUGACCACGAUACACUCAUACAAAUGGGAAGUGCAAUGGGUUUAGGCUCCCUGAUUGGCUUAGCAAUCGCUCACAGGAUUAAGGUGUCCGACCUUCCUCAACUAGUAGCUGCUUUUCAUUCGUUCGUAGGUUUGGCAGCAACAUUAACAUGCUUGGCAGACUUUAUCGUCGAAUAUCCGCAUUUCCUUGCUGACCCGAGUGCCACGGCAGCCGCAAAAACCUCGCUUUUCCUUGGCGCCUUCAUCGGUGGUGUGACAUUCACAGGAAGUUUGAUGGCUUACGGGAAGCUGCAAGGCAUCCUAAACUCUGCGGCCGUUCACCUUCCCGGACGCCAUGUGCUCAACAGCGCCCUUCUAGCCGGAAACGUUGCUGCCUUGGGCCUGUACAUGACAAAUCCCGAUUUCACUACAGGCUUGAGUAUGCUGGGAGCCACGGCUGGUCUGAGCAGUAUCAUGGGAGUCACGUUGACCAUGGCAAUUGGAGGUGCUGACAUGCCUGUUGUCAUAACGGUGCUAAACAGCUACUCUGGAUGGGCUCUAUGUGCCGAAGGCUUCAUGCUCAACAACGAUCUGCUGACCAUCGUUGGUGCACUGAUUGGAAGCUCUGGUGCUAUCCUAUCCUAUAUUAUGUGUAGGGCCAUGAACCGCUCACUGAUGAACGUUAUUCUUGGCGGUAUGGGCACAAAAUCACAAGGAACGGGAAAAGCGAAGGCUAUCGAAGGAACGGCAACGAAAACAACUGUGCCUGAGACAGUCGACUGGCUAUCAAACGCCGAAUCCAUCAUUAUCGUGCCAGGAUACGGAUUAUGCGCAGCUCAGGCACAGUAUCCUAUCGCUCAACUUGCCAAGGAAUUGAGCGAACGUGGAAUUCGUGUUCGAUUUGCUGUGCAUCCUGUGGCAGGUCGCAUGCCCGGACAACUCAAUGUCCUCUUGGCUGAAGCUGGCGUUCCCUACGAUAUCGUAGAGGAGAUGGACGAUAUCAAUGAUGACUUUGACUCAACCGACAUCGCACUUGUCAUAGGUGCAAAUGAUACGGUAAACUCAGCCGCUGAAGACGACCCCAACAGUUCAAUUGCUGGCAUGCCUGUUUUGCGAGUAUGGCGCUCGAAGAAGGUUGUGAUAAUGAAGAGGACAUUGGGCGUUGGCUAUGCGGCCGUCGACAACCCGGUGUUCUUCAACGAGAACACCGCGAUGCUGCUCGGCGACGCGAAGAAGAUGUGCGAUCAACUGCUGACGGGCGUGCAGGCGCUACCCAAAGAAAGCUCAUAAUGUUAUGCCUUUUGAAUUGCUUCUGCCAUUUUUAGAAACUGAUUCGCAUUUGUGUUCUAUUCCUCAUUGUAUUCACUUUAAUUGUCGUGAGUGAUAUAACCUCUAACUAGUCUUAUAGGCCUUACUUUAGCUGUAAUUUUCGGGUGCCUUACUCGGGUACCCUGAACAUUUUUCUAACUGGGAUGUUCUAAAACAAAGCUCAGUUUUGUUUAUAGAUUCAUAGAGACAGAUAAAUAAAUUGUAAUAUGAUGUUCUGUAUAGAAUUACGCUCUGGCAGAUCUCAAGUACAUACCUGCC